CGAAAAUUAACCCGAAACCGGAGUCCGAAUCCGAAUCCAAGAUUCAGAAAUGGCGGCCAUCGAUGCCCGCAGCGAUUCUGCCCCUCGACCUCCACCUUCCACAGCAGGCGCAAACCCGUCCCCCUCCCGCCACCUUUCCUUGACGUCACCACCUUCAUCUCACCCCCGCCAGCACCCGGCGAGAUCGCCCUAAUCGACGCCUCGGCCGGCCGCCACGUCACCUUCGCCGAGCUCCACCGCGGCGUGCGCUCCCACGUCGCCCUUACCCUCCUCCCGCUCGCGUCCGCGGGCCACGUCAUCCUCCUCCCCCCCCCCAACUCCAUCUACUUCCCCGUCGUCUCCCUCGCCGUCAUGUCCCUCGGCGCGGUCCUCACCACCACCAACCCCCUCAACACCCCUCAGGAGAUCUCCAAACAGGUCGCCGAUUCUAACCCGGUGCUCGCCUUCACCACCCGACCCCUCGCGUCCAAAAUCGACAAAACCAUCCCGAUCGUCCUCCUCGAGGAGCCCCAGCCCGCCGGCUGCGAGAACCCGCAGGAGGUGGCCACGAUCGGCGAAAUGAUCUCUGCGGAGCCCGAUCGUAACAGAGUCAAAGAGAGGGUGAGCCAAGACGACACCGCCACGCUUCUCUACUCCUCCGGGACGACAGGAACGAGCAAGGGCGUGGUCUCCACCCACCGCAACCUGAUCUCCAUGGUGCAGAUUAUCAUCAACCGGUUCCAGCUCGAUGAGCCGGAGACCUUCAUCUGCACCGUCCCGAUGUUCCACGUGUACGGCUUAGCAGCGUUUGACGGUAUCCUCGGUCUGGAUCUACGCAUAGUGGUCCUUGUCCAGGUUGAGAUGGGGAUUGUUAGGAGCAAUUUAGGACCAAAGCGACUUAAUUUACCGCUUGUGCCGCCGAUCUUGGUUUCGCUUGCCAACAGAGCAAGCCCCCCCGUUAGGGUUCUCUACGGCGAGGAAGUGAUCGAGGGGUUCAGAGAGAAAUACCCAAGCAUAGAAAUACUGCAGGGGUACGGUUUGACUGAGAGCACGGGUAUCGGGGCCUCGACGGACUCGGCGGAGGAGAGUGAAAAAUACGGUACGGCCGGGAUGCUGUCGCCGAAUACCGAAGCGAAGAUUGUGGAUCCAGAUACGGGCGCGGCGCUGACUGUUAACAAAACAGGGGAGCUCUGGAUACGGGGACCGUAUGUCAUGAAAGGGUAUUUUAAGAAUCAGGAGGCGACGAAGUCGACGCUUCUCGAUGAUGGGUGGUUGAGGACCGGGGAUUUGUGUUACAUUGAUGAGGAUGGGUUUUUAUUUGUGGUGGACAGGCUCAAAGAGCUGAUCAAAUAUAAGGGAUAUCAGGUUGCGCCUGCGGAGCUGGAGGCAUUGUUGUUGGCGCAUGCUGAGAUUGCCGAUGUUGCCGUGAUACCGUUUCCAGAUAAGCAAGUGGGUCAGCUUCCAAUGGCGUAUGUUGUGAGGAGGAGUGGAAGCAAAUUGAACGGGGAAGAGGUGAUGGAGUUUGUGGGAAAGCAGGUGGCGCCGUACAAAAGGGUCCGGAGGGUGGCAUUUGUAUCGUCUAUUCCGAAGAAUGCAUCAGGGAAAAUACUGAGGAAGGAUCUGAUCAAGCUUGCUACUUCUACCUCCAAGAUGUAGAAUUUGGUUUUGUUCUUGUAAGUUCUUUAGGCCGGAUGUUUUGGGUUGUAUUUGACUAUGGAUGCAUAAAUUAUUCUGAGUUCUACUUUGGUUGCUUCCCUUUUGCAAAAUUUGAUAUGAGAUGAAGUGGAGUACUGAAA
Messenger RNA from Asparagus officinalis (garden asparagus), 1775 nucleotides. Its product is annotated as 4-coumarate--CoA ligase-like 4. Lineage: Eukaryota; Viridiplantae; Streptophyta; Magnoliopsida; Asparagales; Asparagaceae. Gene Ontology annotation, cellular component: peroxisome. Gene Ontology annotation, molecular function: CoA-ligase activity. The record is from RefSeq and is a predicted model, not a curated record.